CAGCGCCAAACACACCUUACAGACAUCGAGUUCUGUCGGAAAUCCCCGAAACUCAUCCAAUAGGCGAUCGAGAUGGAAACCAGAGAACCAGAGGUUAUCAGGGAUAAAGAAGCAAUGAGAAGAUGGUCAAGAGGCGUGAGAUCGCAAGGGAAGACGAUUGGUUUGGUGCCCACAAUGGGUUUUCUCCACGACGGUCACUUAUCUCUCGUCCAUCAAUCCCUGUCCCUCGCCGACGUCACCGUCGUCUCAAUCUACGUCAACCCCGGCCAGUUUUCUCCCUCCGAGGACCUCUCUACUUACCCAUCUGAUUUCUCCGGCGAUCUCGCCAAACUCGCCGCCAUUUCCUCCUCUGUCUCCGAUGCCAUAGUCGUAUUCAACCCGAGAAACCUCUACGACUACGACGGAGAUCACGGCGGGAGGAAGAAGACAAACGGCGGCGUCGGCGGGAGGGUGGUGAGUUGUGUGGAGGAGGGUGGGUUAGGGCACGAGACUUGGGUUAGAGUUGAGAGAUUGGAGAAGGUUUUGUGCGGGAAGAGCAGGCCUGUGUUCUUUAGAGGUGUCGCUACAAUUGUCACCAAGCUUUUUAAUAUCGUGGAGCCUGACGUUGCUAUGUUUGGCAAAAAAGAUUAUCAGCAAUGGCGGAUUAUCCAGAGAAUGGUUCGAGAUCUUGAUUUUGGAAUAGAGAUAGUAGGAUCAGAUAUAGCUAGAGAAAAGGAUGGACUUGCGAUGAGCUCUAGGAAUGUUCAUCUCUCAGGUGAAGAAAGGCAAAGGGCGUUAUCUAUAAAUAGGUCACUUUCCAUGGCUAAAGCUUCUGCAGCACAAGGGAAAACAAGUUGUACGGAGCUCAAGGAUAUGAUCAUUCAAGAACUUGUUGGAGUUUCAGCACGAAUCGAUUAUGUCGAGAUUGUUGAUCAAGAAACUCUCGAAGGAGUGGAAGAGAUAAAGAGUGGAGUGGUGAUUUGUGUUGCUGCCUGGUUUGGAACGGUCAGGCUCAUUGACAACAUUGAGAUAAAUGUCGCUGUCUAGAUCUCAUCUCUAGUCCAUUGACGAAGCUUGGAAGCUCUACUAAGCUUAAUGAAUUUGGAUGACAAAAAUGCAUCUGAAGCAUUUAAAAACAGAGGAGGAGGAUGAGGAUGUCAGAGAUUUACCAUAUGUUUGUUUGAAAGAGACAUAUUGGAAGCAGGAUUGAUAUUGGCACAUUUCUUAGUGUCUCCAUUAUAGCCUCUUUCAUCUCAAACAGUGUUUUUUACACCCAUAUUUGGCAUUCUCUACGCAAGUAUGAACAAAUCAUAAUUCACAAGUUGGCUAUGAAGUAUGUCUUUGGUGGUUCUUCGAUUUGGUGUUCGGUCUAAUUGUAUAUUCCAUUA
Eutrema salsugineum is the source of this 1367-nucleotide messenger RNA. RefSeq names its product pantoate--beta-alanine ligase. NCBI's taxonomy places the organism in Eukaryota, Viridiplantae, Streptophyta, Magnoliopsida, Brassicales, Brassicaceae. The transcript has 4 exons. Gene Ontology annotation, molecular function: pantoate-beta-alanine ligase activity. The record is from RefSeq and is a predicted model, not a curated record. Gene Ontology annotation, biological process: pantothenate biosynthetic process. The coding region runs from base 73 to 1026 and encodes 317 amino acids.